Zootermopsis nevadensis is the source of this 1937-nucleotide messenger RNA. RefSeq names its product mortality factor 4-like (gene MRG15). NCBI's taxonomy places the organism in Eukaryota, Metazoa, Arthropoda, Insecta, Blattodea, Termopsidae. The record is from RefSeq and is a predicted model, not a curated record. Gene Ontology annotation, biological process: regulation of DNA-templated transcription; chromatin organization. Gene Ontology annotation, cellular component: nucleus; NuA4 histone acetyltransferase complex.
UGUCAACAGUGCCUUAGAAGUUGGCAAUGGUGACUGCAUAUGGCUAUAGUGAUUUAGACCACCCCAUGAAAAGUUUUGUUUACUGUUUGUGUACGUUUAUUCUUUCGUAGAGGAAGAGAAAUGUGAAUUAUUGUGAAGUGACGGUGAUUCUGUAUUUAGUGCGGUAAAAGUAGUUCUCCGUUGAAUUUUAAGGGCUGCAAGAAUAGGAAACAUUCUGUUGGACGUGUCUAACCUCUACCCUAUUCAACUGGGGAGAAAGUUGAGAUGCCACCGAAAUUUAAAUUUCAGGAAGGUGAAAAGGUUCUUUGUUUCCAUGGCCCACUUAUUUAUGAAGCAAAAUGCCUGGAGGCUGAAGUGAAGGAUAAGCAGAUAAGAUACUACAUUCAUUAUGCUGGUUGGAACAAAAGCUGGGAUGAAUGGGUGCCUGAAAGUCGGGUGUUGAAAUACAAUGAAGCCAAUGUCCAGAAACAGAAGGAACUGCAGAGAGCUCAUAAAGCCAACCCACAGAAAAACAAGAAACCAUCUAAAACACGCAAAUCAGAAAGUGGGGGUAAGGAUUCUGACAGUCGUGCCUCCACUCCAUUAGCAGAUAAGUCAACAGUAUUGAAGAUUAAAGGCCCUGCCUCAACACCAUCAUCUUCUCAAGACUCCUCUUCAGAUGUUCCUCGUAAGAAACGUGGCCGACUGGAUCCAACUGUUGAGACUGAGGAGCAGUUUCUGACAAAAGUCGAAGUGAAAGUGAAAAUUCCUGAUGAGUUGAAGCCAUGGCUUGUUGAUGAUUGGGAUCUUAUCUCAAGGCAGAGAAAGCUUGUGAACCUGCCAGCAAAAGUUACUGUAGAACAAAUCCUUGAGAAUUACGUCAAACACAAGACUUCAAGUAAAAGCAACACCCCUAACAAGGAAAGUGCUUUAAUUGAGGUGACCAAUGGCAUCAAGGAGUACUUCAAUGUCAUGUUGGGGACUCAGUUGCUGUACAAGUUUGAGAGACCACAAUAUGCUGAGAUUCUUCAAACACAUCCUGACACAUCAAUGAGCAAAGUCUAUGGAGCCAUACACCUUCUUAGACUGUUUGUGAAACUGGGAAGUAUGUUAGCAUAUACUCCUCUGGAUGAAAAAAGUAUUCAGCUGCUUCUAACACAUAUACAAGACUUCUUAAGGUACCUUCAUAAAAACACUGUGACCUUAUUCAGCUUACAAGAGUAUGGCAUCGCACCUCCUGAAUAUCACCGUAAAGCAAUAUGAAUGUAAUUUGUGAAGAUGGUUAACUUGUGUUUGGGGGUACGAUGAAAGCUGUUUGCUCAAUCUGUCUGUCUGUCUGUUAUUACUGCACAUGAACAAACUCUACUCAUAAAUGAAAGUCUUCUUCUGGAUUAACUUAAUAUCUUGUACCUUGAGUUUAAAAUUGAAAUUUUGUUUGUAUUGAUUCUUUCUGUUUAAAUUUCACAUUGGUAUUUAUAUUUAUCUGUAAUUUUCAUGGGAUAGUUUUGCAGCAUCAGUUUCAUCACCCAUCUGAGUUAAACUGUUGAGUUUUUGGUACAUCCUCGCUUGUUUGUUUGCUUUGCUGUUAAUUUUAAUGGUCUUGCUGGUCAAGUGUUGCAUAGUGACAAAGGAGGAUGAAAUGACUUGAGUGGCAGCCAGUUCUGUGAUUCAACUUUAUUUAAUACUUUUGCAGAAUUUUAAUUCUUCAGUAGAAAUGCCAAGGUAAAUCUUGAUUUUCUAUUUAUUAAAUCUUAGGCUGUGUGAAGUAUGUCUGUAGAAUAGAUGAGCUUAAUCAUUUUAGUGCCAAGAUUAAUUUAAUUGAACAUUAAAAACAACUGGAUGAAGUGAUUGAAUUGUCACAUAUGACACUACCAUUUUGGGUUGCUGCAUAAAACUUCUUUCUUGUAUUUGAAGAUCAUGUAGCAGUCUCAAUAAUGAUUUUAUCAUGGUCUUUAUGA